Messenger RNA from Paramecium tetraurelia, 2586 nucleotides. RefSeq lists its product as uncharacterized. The record is from RefSeq and is a predicted model, not a curated record. NCBI's taxonomy places the organism in Eukaryota, Ciliophora, Oligohymenophorea, Peniculida, Parameciidae. The transcript has a single exon.
AUGUAAUUUAUCCCUGUUAUGAAGGCAUGUUCACUUGUAGAGGGGAAUUUUCUCAAUUUGUAUGGAGUUGAAAAUGAAAUAAUUUAUUAUGAUAUUCGAGAAUUCUUUAGCUUAGAGCAAGAAAAUUUUCUUUCGUUAGAACCAUAAGAAAUAGUUAAGAACAUUAAGAUUAUUAAUACAAUCGAAUAAGAAUAUGAAAUUCCAUUGCAAUUAGAGAGUCAUCCUAGGGACAUCAGGUUAGGGAAUAAGUUUAACCAAAAUUUAGAGAGUACCAUUAUAAUCAUAGAUGAGGAGGAUUAAUUUUAUGAAUAUUCCUUAAUCUCUUAAUAGCUUGUCAAAUUUUAAAUUCCUGAUUAUCAUUUAAACCAUUUAGAUUUGGUUGAUGGGAUCUUAUUGAAUGUUUAUGAUAAAAAAUAUAUAAUCAUAGAUGAAAGCACUAUUGCAUAGACUUACCUUAUGUUGUUCGAAGAAGUAUUUUACAACCAAUUUGAAAUAAAAUAAUAAGCUGAAUAUGUUGUGGCAUUUCAAUAAAAUGGUGAGAAUAAUAAACUAUUUGGAGUAGGAAACACAAUUUAUAGAAUAAAUUAUAACUAAAUUCAAAUAUAUCAAAUUGAAUAAGAUAAAUUAAAUUUGAAGGGAUUUAUAAAGAAAUCUUAAAAUAACCACGAAUGUGGUCCCCUUUCAAAUAUUAUCAAAGCUAAAAUUCAUUAAAACAGCAUUAGUUUUAUUGAUUCUAAUACUCUGGUAAUAGUUCAAUUGAUAGGUAAUAUCAAUGAUGAAAUUAAUUAAAAAUGUAUUAAAUUCAAUGAGGAAAUCUACAAUUAUGACUAUUAUGAAUUUCUGGAUGAAUACGUUGUUGUUACUCACAAUCAAUUAGUGUUUGGAAAUUAAAGAAGAGACUUGAAUAUUCAAGCUGCUAAACACACAACAAAUGUUUUUCUUACAUAGAAUAACAUUUUGUUUGUUUUAAGUUCCAAUAUAGAACUUUAUUCUAAAGAACUAAAAUUUUUGGAUGUAAUUCUAAAUUAAAAUUAAUUUGUGAUUGAAGUGAUACCUGAAACUGAUCAAUUUAUCUCGAUCGACAAGAGCAAUGCCAAAUUAUUCCAUUUGAUUCAAUCUCCUAUGAUUAGGAUAAAUAAAUAAAAUGAGGAUAUAGAUUUUUAAUUAAACCAAAUAACAGAGCAAGAUGAAUGCACUCUGAAUGUACACUUUUCCGUUCAGUAGAUAAAUUACAAUAAUCUCUUUGAAAAAUUAAAAAAUUAAAAGCUUGUCCCUUCAACAGCCUGGAAGCUCUAUGAUUGCAAUUAAAAGUAGAAUUAGAUCUCUACCUUAGAGUAAUUAAUUAAAGAAAAUAAGGCGAAACUGAUAGUAGAAUUACCUUCAUUAUCUUAGAAGGAAUACAUAUUAAUCAGAGAGGAUCAAAAUGAAUUUACAUUGAUAGUACAAUAACAAAAAGUGAAUAGUUAUGAAUAAUAUUAGUUCAAAUUAGAAAUCCAAGACAUUGAAAAAUCUGAUAAUUAACUGUGGUGGGUUCUGGAUGAUGAAGUUUACUUUACUUUUCAUUUAAUAGACAGAUGCUAUAUAUUUAGAUUAGAUUAUGGAAUCGAAAACCUAAUGUUUCACAAAGAGAUAACAUUGAAUUAUAAACUAUUGAAGGUUGUAUCUAGUGGAAACUACCUCUUUAUUCUUGGAGAGUAGAAAGCAAAUAUCAAUGUGCUCCUUUAUUCUUCCAUAUCAGAUGUCUAACAGGAACAAAAAAAAAUACAACUCCCCACCAUCAAAGAUAUCUUCGCGUCACCAUUGUAGAAGGAUUACUUAAUAAUAAAAAUGGAGAAAUAAUUGGUAGUAUACCAUCUGCUGAUUGUACCAUAACAAAUAUUCAAAGAAAUUGUGAAACCUUCAGAAACAAAUGUUAUCAUUUUUAAGAAAUAUUUUGUUGUUUUGAUGAAAUCAAGUGAUGAGAAAGAGAAGAUUUGUGAAGUUUAUUUUUUCAAAAGUACAUAAAAAAUAGAAAAACUUGGAAGAAGUCCAAUGGAACAAUUUUCUUAGAUUUAAAUAUAAGAUACCCUUGUUUAAACUAGUUAAAAUGUCUUUUACUUAAAAUGUUAAGUAAAACUUGAAAAAAUAAAGAGAAACGCUCUUGUUGCAUUCAAAGUUGGUAAAUCCAUUUAUAACUCUUUGAUGUUUAUUUUAUUAAGGAAUAAGAAUAGUGAGUAUUAAGUCAUUUCAGAUCUUCUGUUAAAAUAAAAUAGUGAUUAAUUAAUGCCCAUGAUCUCAAUAAGAAAUAAUGAAAUGUGUCUAAUAUAGGAGGAUGAUGAAAAAAUUAUAGAUUUUGAACCAUUGAAAGAUGAAGAUCUAAAUUUGGUUGAUGGGGAUGAUCGACCACCAAUUGUUGAUAAUAGUGGUGACAUAGAUCAAGAUAAUAGAGACGAUCAAAAUGAUGAUGACAAUACACUUGAUUUAGAAAGUGAUGAAGACUUACCAAUAGGUUCCUUUUUGGUGAUGAGCACAAUUGAAGAGGCUUUGAUCUACUCACUUUUCAGGACUUUUGGUAGAAGAAGAGUUGAGACUAUUGAUAUUGUGUGA